GGCUGCUUACCGGCAGUACUAGGUGCUUUAUCGAGAGUGAACAAUAUAUGGACUCUCGAUGGAGUUCAACAUAAAGACUUUCCUAUGCGUCUCGAACGGUCUGGUGGUCUUUUGAAGAAGCGUCUUGACUCGCCACUCACUUCAUUCUGAGCACGAAUUAUGAUAUGAAUUGUCAGUGAACAAGGGAAAGUCCUAUCUACGCAUACAUAGGUAUCCAAUCAUCAAGAACCAUGGUUCAAGAUCAAAGUCAAGGUCCAGAUGAGCAUGCUCUAAAGAAACGUAAAGUAGACGAUACUUCUAAUGAUACUGAUAACACUAACGCAAAACUUGUACGGAGGAGGAUGCAUAGAUCGAUUUCACCACCUCCUUUACGAAGACGUAGGAUGGGAAGUCCCAAGCCGGUGAUGCUUGAGGUGGAGGAAGAAACUCCUAACCAGAACCAGAGAGAAGUCAAUCAAACGCCGGUUGAAUGCCCCGAGCAAAACUCGAUGGAUGGCAAAUAUCCAGUGCUAGAACACACAAAGCAAAGGGUGGUGAAGUCUCCAUUCCAGCUUACAACAAUUCGAGAUCUACCAGAUUCAUCCAACGUGGACACUGUAUCGUUGAAAGAUAUUCUUGGUGAUCCAUUGAUAUCAGAAUGUUGGGAGUUUAAUUAUUUACAUGACCUCGACUUUCUCAUGGAACAAUUUGAUGAGGAUGUACGGAAUCUCGUCAGGGUUAAUGUGAUUCAUGGCUUUUGGAAACGGGAGGACCACUCCAGACUUAAUCUCAUGGAACAAGCUUCGAGAUAUUCUAAUAUCAAGCUUCUCACAGCUUAUAUGCCUGAGAUGUUCGGGACCCAUCAUUCCAAGAUGCUCAUUAUUUUCCGACACGAUUGUACAGCUCAAAUCAUAAUUCAUACAGCCAACAUGAUACCAUUUGACUGGACAAACAUGACCCAAGCUUUAUGGAAGUCUCCACAUCUUCCUCUUCUCAACCCAAAGAAGCCAACCCUGGUUGAAGCUAGCAGGAUAGGCUCAGGUUCAAAAUUUAAAUUAGAUUUUCUGAAUUACUUACGAGCUUAUGAUACCAAAAGAAUCAUUUGCAAAUCAUUGAUUGAGCAACUGCUCAAAUACGAUUUCUCUGAAAUAAAAGCAGCUUUGAUAGCCAGCGUCCCAGGGAAACAAGAUACCGAGCUCUCUCCUUCACAAACCGGAUGGGGUUGGGCCGGUCUCACAAACGCUCUUAAAUCCGUCCCAUCACACCACAACACCCAACCAGAAAUCGUGAUUCAAGUUUCCUCCAUUGCAUCACUAGGCCCAACAGAUAAAUGGUUAACACACUUUUUCAAGGCCCUCAGCGAGUCCAAAUCUCCUAGGAAAACUGGUUCAAAAUUCAAAAUUAUUUUCCCAACUGCAGAUGAGGUUAGAAGGAGCAUAAAUGGUUACGCAUCUGGUAAUGCUAUUCACACUAAGAUUCUCACGCCAGCUCAAGGAAAACAAUUGGCAUAUCUAAAGCCGAUGCUUUGUCAUUGGGCUGGCGACGGCGCUCAACAUUCUUCUUCAUCGUCAUUAUCAUCCAACACCCCAUCCAAAUCUUCCCAAUCUUUCACUUCCCCAGAACUAAAGACUCAAGAAGCAUACCGCAGACGCGCGGCCCCUCACAUAAAAACUUACAUCCGUUUCAGUUCAGAUUCAACGUCAAGUUCUUCGUCUCAAAAAUCAAUAGAUUGGAUGCUCGUGACUUCGGCCAACCUCUCCAAACAAGCAUGGGGCGAAUCGAUCAAUUCAGCCGACAAAGUUCGGAUCUGUAGUUAUGAGAUCGGAGUACUGGUUUGGCCUGACUUAUGGGAAGAAAAGCAGAAUGGGAAGAAUGUGAAGAUGGUACCGUGUUUUGGGAACGAUACACCUUCUAUACCUUUUGUCUCUCCUUCUUUGGAAAUAGUCGGCCAAAAAGAGAUAAGAGUAGAGGGAGAAGAAGGACAUUUAAAGAGGAAAAGAUGUGAUGACCGGGAAGACGAGAAGCGCCAGGAAGAAAGCCACACGAUAAUAGUUGGUGCUCGCAUGCCCUACGAUCUCCCUCUAGUUUCAUACGGCAAAGACGAUAUCCCAUGGUGUGCGAGUGCAUCAUAUAGCGAACCAGAUUGGAUGGGGAAGACGUGGAAGACAUGAAUUUGACGGAGUUUCAUUUGUCAUUUCCCGUUGCACUCGUCGUAAAUAUGUUCGUUUCAUCUAUGAUAAAAGACAGCAUUCGAUAUCGACCACGAGGCAUUUUUGGCGUUUGUGAUAGGGGCCGCGGUAUUAUGAUUGAGGGGGGGGCGGAAACAUACACACUGGACAAAUAAAGGAUCUUGAGUGCACGCAGGUGGAAAAUUGGUAUGCAUAUCUAGACCUACACCUAGAGGAGUUGUGGGUUUGUAGGCUCUUUGGUUUGGGUUGUGUGAUGAGAUCAUAGGCAGGCCAACGGAAUAGUACUUCGAUCACGGAACAUAAUGCAGAAAUAAACA
Molecule: messenger RNA, 2485 nt
Organism: Botrytis cinerea B05.10
Lineage: Eukaryota; Fungi; Ascomycota; Leotiomycetes; Helotiales; Sclerotiniaceae
Exons: 3
Coding region: 231-2150 (639 amino acids)
Biological process (GO): double-strand break repair; single strand break repair
Cellular component (GO): nucleus
Molecular function (GO): 3'-tyrosyl-DNA phosphodiesterase activity; single-stranded DNA binding; double-stranded DNA binding
Source: RefSeq, a predicted model, not a curated record